UGUUGAUGAAUCUACUAUAUUCCAAAAGCCUAUAUACGCUGCUUUUCUAAAGAUGUACAAAGAAAAUAAUUUUUAUGAACAAGUGUGUGAACAAGAGCCUAAUAUGAACAAACGAAGGAGAAGCAAAUUUGCCAAAAUUUGGAAAUUAAUUACUGAAAGUGAAGUAUUUAAAUUGGGUUAUGAAUUUCUUCGAAAAAAUAGUCAGCUAUAA
Molecule: messenger RNA, 211 nt
Organism: Meloidogyne enterolobii
Lineage: Eukaryota; Metazoa; Nematoda; Chromadorea; Rhabditida; Meloidogynidae
Source: the annotation of a GenBank genome assembly